Molecule: messenger RNA, 1368 nt
Organism: Achroia grisella
Lineage: Eukaryota; Metazoa; Arthropoda; Insecta; Lepidoptera; Pyralidae
Gene: Desat3
Product: acyl-CoA Delta-9 desaturase-like
Exons: 5
Coding region: 304-1362 (352 amino acids)
Biological process (GO): unsaturated fatty acid biosynthetic process
Cellular component (GO): endoplasmic reticulum membrane
Molecular function (GO): stearoyl-CoA 9-desaturase activity; iron ion binding
Source: RefSeq, a predicted model, not a curated record
UCAACCAGACGUGGUUUAAAGCACAUGCACAAAUACCUAAUAGAGUAUUUGUUUUACUAGACCCUCUGUUCAUUAUAAGUAUGAGACAAUUGAAUCGUGGCCAUUUUUAUGCAUAUUAUACCUACGAUAAUCAUACAAAGGUAUAUAUUGAAGUGAGUGAAUAUCCGAUUCCCUAGUCGUCUGUAAUUCUUAAAAUGGAACACAUGUGAUAAUAUUUUCUUUUAAUUAUUAACCAACCAAAUACAAAAACGAAUUGUAUCCUUCAUUUAAAUUGAAAUAAAACGGAUUUAUAUUUUACGUACAAUGCCUCCAAAAGGUCAAGAAAAACAGUCCUGGGUACUAUAUGAGAAUGAAGUGAAAGAUAAUGAGGAUAUUUACGACGUAGUUCCUCCAUCAGCGGAUGACAGAAAAUUGGAUAUAGUGUGGAGAAAUGUUAUCAUAUUUAUAUUUCUACAUACCGGGGGCGUAUAUGGCGCCUAUCUGUUUUUUGGACAAAUCAAGUUAUUAACAUUCAUCUUUACUGUUUUUCUGAUUAACUUUUCGGGUUUGGGCAUAACGGCUGGUGCUCAUAGAUUGUGGGCCCACAAGUCAUACAAAGCUCGUUUGCCUUUACGUAUUCUACUCACAAUUUGUAACACUAUUGCGUUUCAGGAUUCUGUUAUCGACUGGGCACGCGAUCACCGACUUCACCACAAGUACUCAGAGACCGAUGCUGAUCCCCACAACGCCACUCGAGGGUUCUUUUUCUCACAUAUUGGGUGGCUGAUGGUCCGUAAGCAUCCACAAAUCAAAGCAAAAGGACAUACUAUCAACAUGAGUGAUUUAAACGCCGAUCCUGUACUUCGCUUUCAGAAAAAAUACUACAAAAUUCUUAUGCCGCUGGCCUGUUUUAUUAUACCAACAUACAUUCCUACUUUAUGGGGCGAAACUGUAUGGAACGCCUUCUUUGUACCUGCCAUAUUCAGAUACGUUUACUCACUAAAUAUGACGUGGCUCGUAAACUCAGCCGCUCACUUGUGGGGCAGCAGACCAUAUGACAAGAAUAUAAACCCGGCUGACACCUUGCCCGUAUCUUUUGUGGCACUUGGUGAAGGUUACCACAACUACCACCACGUAUUCCCCUGGGAUUACAAAACUGCCGAAUUAGGCAAUUAUUCAUUAAACUAUACUAAGUGUUUCAUAGAUAAUAUGGCGAAGAUUGGAUGGGCUUAUGACUUGAAGACAGUGCCUACACAUGUCAUACAGAAACGUAUAAUGAGAACAGGUGAUGGAAGUCACUCAGUAUUGAGUUGGAAUGAUAAAGAUGUCACGCUUGACGAUAAACAUGAAACGCACAUUGUGAACCCUGAGAAGUCUGAAUGAAAUAGU